UAAGCCACUAUGCAGUGUGUGGUACUAAUAUAGUUAAUGUCUUAAUGAUAACUGAAAGCGGUACAAUCAUAAUUAUUUUUUUGUUUUUUUAGGAAUAAAUGUAAUACUAAAUAUCUUUGAAAUGCGUGGUUGGACAACAAUUAUUACCCUAGUGGUAAUAUUCGCAUUUGCUAUAGAAUUUCGACCCUUGGAUUAUUUUAUGACUAGCUAUCUCGUCCGCAGUCAAGGAGUAGACGUUACAGAUAUAAAGGCGACAAAUGAGUUGAUGCGGUUUGAAGACUAUUUCAACAUAUUGGCUGUUUCGGUAAUUAUGAUGAUAACAGAUAAUUUACUUUACAAACCAGUUAUGUUAUUCAAUGUCUUCUGUGGAAUUAUUGCCUAUUCAAAUCUUGUUAUACUACCUAAUUGCAUCCAGUUAAAAUUAGUCGAACUAUGUAUGGCGUUCUUCAAAUCGUACGAAGUAGUCUACUUCAGUUAUUUAUUCGCUAGGGUACAGGACAAAAGAUAUUAUCAGGCAACAUCGGGAUUAGCUAGGACUGCAAUGUUGAUGGGCAAAUGUGGUUCGUUAGUAUUUGCUCAGGUAUUAGUGAUUAUUUACGGAAAGGAUUAUGUUAAAGAAUUACCGUGUUACACAUUGGGAAGUGUGGUUUUCGCAUUUGUCUGGGCGUCAUUUUUGUCAUCGGUAAAACGGAACAGUUAUAAUAAUGAUGAUGUUACAAUGCCUAUAGCAGAAUUUAUUUCGGAUAAUAACAACGAACAACAUAAUUUAAAAAAAAAAUCUCUUCAAUCUAAAUCUUCUGCAACCGAAUCUAUAUCAAAAAAAUUGUGGAGAGACUUUAACGAAUCUUAUAAAAACUUAAUCGUUUUGAAAUGGUCCAUUUGGUACUGUUUGGCUUUAGUUGGCUAUAUGACGAUAAAAAUUUCAAAUGUAACUCACAAAUUAGGUGAAAAUGAGCGGGCUAAUGGUAUAGUCGAGUCCUUGGCCGUAUUUGUUGGAGCCAUCAGUUCAUACAAGAUCGGCGUAAAACGUGUGAAUUGGGAAUUAAAUGGUAAUGCGUUCAUAGGAUCUGGAUCUUCGAUUCUAGGCAUAUGCGUACUAUCUUGUUAUUUUCAUCAAAAUAUGUUAUCAAUCCAACUGUCGUACAUAUUAUUUGGAGCACUGAUCCAAGCAAUGUUUGUAACAUCAUUGUCUGAAAUAGCAAAACAACUGAAAAAUAAGAGUUAUGCACUUGUAUUGGGUUUCAAUUCAUUCAUCUCUCUGAUACUAUUACUGUGUUAUAAAGAAAUGUUUAUCCGAGGCAAUUUAUUUAAAAUUGAUGUACCUGAACAAGUUUUAUUCUACGGUGGCUUAUAUAUUUUUCUUGGGACAAUUUAUUUGAUACCAUGUGUGAUAUCAUUCAAUAAAAGACUGAAUAACAGUUGUCCGGUCUACGAUAUAAAUGAAUAGCCAACAAUAUUACUCAUCACAAAUCAUUUGUACCAUAUACAUUAUCUUAAUAAUUAUGAAUUGGUUUAUAUUUAUAUUUGAACAUUGAUCCAUUUAUUUAGAUCUCAGAUAAUAGUCAUUAAUCAGUUACCAAUCCCAAGAAUUAUUUUGUGAUAUACUGAAAUUGAGAACUAAUUAAAUGUAUUCACUUGCUUA
Messenger RNA from Rhopalosiphum maidis (corn leaf aphid), 1642 nucleotides. Its product is annotated as thiamine transporter 2-like. The transcript has 9 exons. The record is from RefSeq and is a predicted model, not a curated record. Gene Ontology annotation, cellular component: plasma membrane. Gene Ontology annotation, biological process: vitamin transport; transmembrane transport. The coding region runs from base 122 to 1447 and encodes 441 amino acids. NCBI's taxonomy places the organism in Eukaryota, Metazoa, Arthropoda, Insecta, Hemiptera, Aphididae. Gene Ontology annotation, molecular function: vitamin transmembrane transporter activity.